Messenger RNA from Danio aesculapii, 1435 nucleotides. It is a transcript of the gene sri, whose product is annotated as sorcin. Gene Ontology annotation, molecular function: calcium ion binding. NCBI's taxonomy places the organism in Eukaryota, Metazoa, Chordata, Actinopteri, Cypriniformes, Danionidae. The record is from RefSeq and is a predicted model, not a curated record. Bases 190 to 762 code for a protein of 190 amino acids. The transcript has 8 exons.
UUACGGAAGAGGGCGGAGACUGUAUCCACAUACUUUCUUUAGCAUCAACUUGUACGGGUUUUUGACCAGUACCUUCUGAAGAAUUCGCGUAUCGUAGUAAUUUUUCCGGGUUUUUCACAAUCUCCUGAAGACCUCGCGUAUCAACUUCUUCGGUUUUUGACUAUCUGCUGAAGAAAGCGAGCUUAUAAAAUGAAUUACCAAGGAUAUGGCGCACCUCCUGCAGCGGGCGGGUAUCCCGGUGGAUUCCCUGGACAGCAGCAGGACCCUCUGUAUGGAUACUUUACUGCUAUUGCUGGUCAAGAUGGCCAGAUAUCUGCAGAAGAACUUCAGGCUUGUUUGACUCAAGCCAAUUUCUCUGGCGGCUAUAGACCUUUCAACCUUGAGACAUGUAGACUGAUGAUCAGCAUGCUUGACAGAGACAUGUCUUGCUCGAUGGGCUUCAAUGAGUUCAAGGAAUUGUGGGCAGUGCUCAAUGGCUGGAAGCAGCACUUCAUGAGCAUUGACAGGGACAUGAGUGGCACAGUCGACCCACAGGAAAUGAAUCAGGCCAUUUCCUCUAUGGGGUACAGACUGAGUCCUCAGGCCAUGAACAGCAUAAUUAAGCGUUACAGCUCUCAAGGAAAGAUCACAUUUGAUGAUUAUGUGGCUUGCUGUGUCAAACUAAGGAGCUUGACUGAUGUGUUCAGAAAGCGGGACCAAGCACAACAGGGAAUGGCGACAUUUCAAUAUGAUGAUUUCAUCCACUCCACCAUGAGCAUCUGAAAGAAGCCUCUGGAUUCACUGCACCAUGAGCAUCUGAGAGAAGCCUCUGGAUUCAUGCUAAGAUCUAAAAUAAAAAAGCAAACAAACAUGUGCUUUAGUUUUCACUGUAAACUAUACAUUUUUUUCAACAACCACUUGUCAUGUCUGUUACAAUAUUGUAGUAAUUAUGCAACAUAUUACCUAGAUUUAAAACAAUAUUGUUAUCAUGAAGUUAGCUAUGCUAAUAAAUCACUCAAAUGUACAGGAUCUUAUAUAAAAAUGUAAUCGUAUAACCUAUAUAAAUGAUAGUUUAACACCAUUAGUUGCACUAUAGCAUUCAACCUGUGGAACUUUAUCAGGGCAUUUAUAUAUUUCCAUUACUUGUUUGAGUGUCUUAAUCUGAUGUGGGUUGUUAUGAGCAGCUUGUAAUUGUGGCAAGUGCUAAACCUCUAAUCAACAUACAAGUGCUUUUAAAUGGAGUUAAAAUGUAUGUAACGCCAAAUAAUUAACGAUUCCGCUCUAUUUUUGUGAUCUGUUUGUAUACAUUUUUCAUUUAUAUCGAAAUAAUUACUUUGAAAUAACACAUCAGCUAUGAAAUCUGUUUGACCUCAUGAAUUACAGCAUAACACCAUCAUUGUGCUUUGUAACAUCUUUGUUUCACGAUCUUUAAACAGACCAUGAUAUGAAUGUUGAA